Molecule: messenger RNA, 1416 nt
Organism: Symbiodinium natans
Lineage: Eukaryota; Dinophyceae; Suessiales; Symbiodiniaceae
Source: the annotation of a GenBank genome assembly
AUGAUCCUGGGCGGUGUUGUGAUGAUAACGUGCCUUGUGGUUGUCACUCUGACCAUCCUUGAGCUUCAGGCCAAAGGCCAAUGGCUUCAGUGCACUUAUGAGACGGACGCCACAAACAAUGCAAACGGUACUUUCUUGGCUUUGAGAGGACCCACUGCCUUAGGCAAGAACUCGUUGAAAAGUCUAGGAAGGCGCGAUUUGGACAAGCGUGUCCUCGAAAUUGAGUGGCGUGUGCAGUCCGCCGGCCACUUGGGCUGGUUGUUUGGGGCUGAGCAUUCCCUGAUCGUUGCGCACACAGCUGAUGGCAGCUACGUCUUCGAGAAGCUGAGCCAUUUGAACAUUGAUGUGUCUCGACUCAUUGGGCGUGAGCCUUGUCCACCAGGGCGUCUUCAUGCUGUAGUUUCUCCGCAUGAGCUUCGCAGAUGCAUCAGCUUGAGUGAUCUUCGGUUCCAGCUCUUGGGCGACAUGCGCUUCAACCUCAUGACCAAAAACUGCCACCACGCCAGCGCUCGGCUUUUCCAUUGGGCAGGCCCCAACAUGCAGGUGCCGAGUCUCCCGAACAAGCGCUGGGCCUACAUUUUCCAGAAAGCCAGGUCGAAGUCUCCCUCAUGGCUGCAACCGUUUUUCCAUCCUCCUGUCCAGGACACCCGGCGCUUGCAGAAGUGGACCGGCAGAUUGGAGAGAGAUCCGGCUCCUCCCUCUCAGUCCGCUACAGCAAAAAGUAGCGUGAGCACGCCUACCGGGUUCUGGCGGUCUCAUCCGGACUCUCGCGCAGCUAGCAGUCACAGAACCAGCCCUCCAGGAUUGUGCUCGCUCUCUGCAGUGCUCUCGUCCAGGUACGGUGUCAGCCCGUCAUCGUAUCAUCCGGCCCAGAGUCCGAGUCAGACGGUCGUGAUCAGGGAUGACUUCCUUACAGACCUCGACGUCGUGCAGCUGCUCCCUGGCAAUGCAGAGUGGAGCUCCUGUGGUCAUUUGCCAAUGUAUGCAGGUUGGCCUUCGGAUGCAUUCAAGUACUUCUUGAAUAGCCGUUCUUCUUCCGACAUCAAGAGGGAUUCGCGUGAAACGGCUUCUUCCGGUUGCAUUGGCAGUCUGUGGGUAUCUUGCUCCCUCAGUACCGUCCGUGCCAGCGAGAGGGACUCCUCGUGCGGUUCCCACAGUUCCGGAGGCCCUCUUUGGUUCAGCAGUUGUGCUGCCUCGGGCAGUGACUGCCACAGCUCAUCACCAUAUCCUCACUGCGUGCACGGAUGGAUGGAUGACGAUGGUGCCGCGAUGUCUCAUGCUGUGUGUGGAGCUUCAGGACCAGCUGCAGGGGGCGCAGCGUGGGAAGGAUGCCUCUGUGCAGGCGCCUUCUGCGCAGCGACGCUGCAUUGUGGGGAGCACGGAACUCCAAUCCCAGCCGGGAGCUCGGGUCCCUAA